This is a messenger RNA of Salmo salar (Atlantic salmon), 2077 nucleotides long. Its product is annotated as tubulin polymerization-promoting protein family member 3. NCBI's taxonomy places the organism in Eukaryota, Metazoa, Chordata, Actinopteri, Salmoniformes, Salmonidae. Gene Ontology annotation, biological process: microtubule bundle formation; positive regulation of protein polymerization; microtubule polymerization. Gene Ontology annotation, cellular component: microtubule. Gene Ontology annotation, molecular function: tubulin binding. The record is from RefSeq and is a predicted model, not a curated record.
UCAUGGCUUGUGCUGGUCUGUGCUCUCUCUCUCCCCACCCUCUGUUCUUCAUCUCCCUCCCCUCUCUCUCCACCUCUCUCAUCAUUGUGAAGGUGGUGUGAACGGUAGGGCUAGGAGGAGGACACACAGCAUUAGCACGGGCAUCCCCAGCAUCAUCACUCAGCAUCCCUUCACCUCAAAGGACAGAAUGGCAGAGGGCUCAGUAUCAGAAGCAGAGGUGGAGACGGCCUUCAAGAAGUUUGCCAUUCAUGGGGACACCAAGGCUACUGGGAAGGAGAUGAAUGGCAAGAACUUUGCCAAACUCUGCAAGGACUGCCGGGUCAUCGACGGCAAGAACGUCACCGCCACCGACGUGGACAUCGUCUUCACUAAAGUCAAGGCGAAGACAGCUCGUGUGAUCACCUUUGAGCAAUUCAGCCAGGCCCUGUCAGAGUUGGCCCCGAAACGUUUUAAAGGGAAGGGCCAGGAGGAGACGCUGCAGCAGCUCUACGGCCUCAUAGCAGGGAAGGAGCCCUCCAACGCGGGCGUCACCAAAGUGGCCAAGGCAGCGGCGGUGGACAGACUGACAGACACCACCAAAUUCACGGGGGCACACAAGGAGCGUUUUGACGAGACUGGCAAAGGGAAGGGCAAGGCUGGGCGAGAGGAGAUCCCAGAUGCCAGUGGCUAUGUCGGGGCCUACAAGGGCAAGGGCACCUAUGAGGAUAAGGUCAAGGAAGCAUAGGCAGGAUAGAGGAAACAGAGAGAGAGCUACUUAGACCCUACCAUUUACCCCUAAGACCCCCUAAAUACUGGACUUUCAAUUAGAACUGAGAACUGCACAGGUACAGGUGGAUGAACUGUUCAGUCACUAGAUGCCAUAGUAUCAGGGGAGGCCAUCAUUGUAAAUAAUCAUUUCUUCUUAACUGACUUGCCUAGUUAAAUAAAGGUUACAUUUAAAAAUGUAAAAAUAUAUCCUCAGAGUUACAGGGUGGGGUUGGGGUGGUAGGAUGGAGAGGGGAGGUGUAACGGUUCCAGUGGGGAGUAAACCUGAAUAUGAAACAUUACCUUUAUUAAUUGAUAAAGAAUAAUGAUUUCUUAGGGAGAAAAUGUACUUAAAUAAUCUAUAUACUCCCCCUUCCUAAAUGCUCCAGCCCAACCCCUGACCCCAUCCCUCCCAGCUUUACUAAACACCUCAGUCAGCACACUUAUUACUACAGGAAGUAACUCAGCUCCCUACUACUACAGGAAGUAACUCAGCUCCCUACUACUACAGGAAGUAGUCAGCUCCCUACUACUACAGGAAAUAACUCAGCUCCCUACUACUACAGGAAGUAACUCAGCUCCCUACUACUACAGGAAGUAACUCAGCUCCCUACUACUACAGGAAGUAACUCAGCUCCCUACUACUACAGGAAGUAACUCAGCUCCCUACUACUACAGGAAGUAACUCAGCUCCCUACUACUACAGGAAGUAACUCAGCUCCCUACUACUACAGGAAGUAACUCAUCUCCCUACUACUACAGGAAGUAACUCAUCUCCCUACUACUACAGGAAGUAACUCAUCUCCCUACUACUACAGGAAGUAACUCAGCUCCCUACUACUACAGGAAAUAACUCAGCUUCCUACUACUACACACAUUGUGCCUUAUCAUUGAGGUUGCUUCUAACACUAAUGCCCUGGUAUUAUGCACUUCUUUCACUCACAUCCUUCUCAACUGAUGUACAUAGCUUCAUCUGCUCUGCUAUAAUAACUGUAUAUUGGAAAUAUAAAUGGAUGAAUUAAUAAAUACAUUAUUAGAUGAUGUAAUAGAUUAAUGAAUGGUGAAUACAUUCAAAGGUAUAUAGACUGUAUCUGGACAUUAUAGUCCUUUGCUUGUGCUGUAGAUUGGACACAUGGAAUAAGAGACAGAUGAGUCCUCUCCUCCUCUGAGAAGAUGAGAACUCUGUCUGUUGGAGGAAUGGGAGCCUCCUGACUGCACUGCAUUGUUGUUCUGUCCUUCCUGAUCACUGUACAGUCUAGCUGUGUCUCCCUCUGUUCUGAAGAGCUGGAAAAUACUAUGUAAACGCUAAAAUAAAUCACUGAGCAGCAAAUCA